AUGUCUAGUACUACUUGGAAGCAGACACAGUACGGCCACCAGCCAAUGGUGGAUGGUCUCACUGAAGUCCUUACUAUCCUUCCUCGCCCACAAAUGCUGGCUGGCAUAGCAGGAAUUCAAGAUCGGUGGAAAGUAGCUGUUCUCGCAAUGCUCGUUCAUCAACUACACAAUGACGGUGAUCACAUCAACCUCACCCACGUGUUUCAUUCUCUUACUUCUACUCACUAUCUCACUGGUGCUUCAUCUCACAAUUCCAGCCAACAAAGCUCUCGGAAACAGUGCAUGGAUAGUUGGCGGACUCGUUCUGAACACAUCAAGAUCAUACUUAAUUUGAUUGUUGACCUGUGUACUGCACUUGAUAGGUUAACGGGAGGAUCUACUCUAGUGUUCCAUCACCCUGGUGCUACUGCUCCAGGUGGUAACAUGACUCCAGAGUCGCUGAAAGCCGAUAUCUACGUCAACCCAAGGGUGCUCGCCGAGGACAUUAAUUUACACCAGGCAGUUGCAGAGAUGUCCCAGUUUUUUAUCAAGUGCUUUGCAACUCCUCUUGCACAUCGGUUUGUGGUCUCUCGCAUGCUCAACAAUUGGUCAACACCUUCUGCAUCUAUCUGUGGCCAUGCCACUGGCAGGCUUGUGCAGGCCAUUGGAUUGAACAUAUCAUUCCUAUCAUCGGUUCCACAGGGGUCUCCCCUUGUGUGGCUUGUGCAAGUGGUUCCUGUGACGCCAGUAGUUGGCACAGAUCAAUCAAGGCCUCAGAUGACACCAGGUGCCAAAGGGACUGCCUGUGCCACAGGUUCUGGUUCUUGGACCCUGAAACCUCUGGUCAUUAUUUGCGAAUUUGACUCUGAUGAUGACUACCCAGAUCCUGGACCCAUCAUGCCCAUCAGGGUUAGUUCUUCAUCUGCUCCUGUUAGAGCUAGUUGUUCAUCUGUGGCAGCCGACAAGAAGCCGGCUUACAUGCCAUCUUGUCCAACACCAACCUCACAAGUCCAACUAGAUGGAGUUCUGGUUUUAUUUGGUCCUGAAACUGAAAAGGGCAAUUCCAGCAAGGAUAGGCGGUCAAAGAUGGCAGAGAUUAUUAAUGACAGAGCUGAAUACAGCAGCCUUACGGAGGAAGAAAAGGAGGAGCUUGUCAAAGAGUUUGACGAGGUCAAAAAAUGUACCACUAAUCAUCCACCCAAUAUCACCCCUCGUGUUAAGGUAACUGAGAGUGCAAAAAGCUUCCUGGCUGUCAAGGAUGAACUUAAUGUCGCAAUUAGCUCAGACUUUCAAAUGGCACCCAAGGCUUACUUUACCAGUACCAAGUGCGAGCAAUUCAUGCAUGUUUACUUGAAGUGUGAUGCUGCACACACAGCUACUGACUUUGAGAGUAUGAUGUUGUCAAAGGGGAUUUUUAAUUCUGUACCAUCUAAACAUAAGGAUCAUUUAUCAAGGGCCAAAUCAUCCAUCCACACUGGCUUACGAACAUCUCUUUGCGAAGUCACCAAUGAUGCAUCGGCUACUGUUGAAUUUACGAAAUAUGAGGCCUUAGUCAUUUGCCACUAUCACGUCAAGUUCAUGGGAUGGAACCACACUCAAUGGGCCAAUCCCUCAGACCUGAAGGGUGGUAUUGAGGUACUCGAGAAGCUCACUGAUGCCAUCAAGGCUAAGAUCUGCCACUUUGUGCAGAUUAGUGUGGAGAAAAGCCCCCCAUUCCACCUGUUAUCUAGCUCAGAUGCCUUACACUUUGACACAUCAGAGACCAAGUUUAAUCCUUUUACUGAUGAUCUCAUAGACCCUGCCCUUUGCACACCUUCAAGUGUCUCGUCAUUGGUCACCCCCAUUUCUCAUUCAGACGAGUUGAUUGCAUCACCACCAGCUCCCAUUGACAAUCCUAACACUGUAGUAGAAUCCACCCUUCAUGCAACCAGCAAUACUCGAGUUCCAAUGACCAACAUCACUCCUCCAACAAUGAUGUUGGAGUCCCCUACAGAACAUCUUACUUCCAAGAUCCACCAGGACAAACAUCAAGUAGAGGUUAAUGUGAAUGAGGAACUGCAGCCACAUGCCAAAUGGGCGAGAAAAUUGACCAUGAAACAGGCAGCACUUGAGGAGGAGGCAAGAGCAAGGCCUGCAGCAAAUACACGAUAA
Messenger RNA from Suillus plorans, 2130 nucleotides. RefSeq lists its product as uncharacterized. Bases 1 to 2130 code for a protein of 709 amino acids. Lineage: Eukaryota; Fungi; Basidiomycota; Agaricomycetes; Boletales; Suillaceae. The record is from RefSeq and is a predicted model, not a curated record. The transcript is spliced from 13 exons.